AUGCAAGCCCACAGUGAUCAUCCUGACUUUGUCCUCUUUCCUCCACAAUAUAACAUCGAACGCGAAAUGUUGGCAUUCGAAUCGUCGAGACAGCAGCAGACUCCAUACUUCCAGCAUUUCACCAUGGAUCCCGCUUUGACCGAGCCCUUUACCUUUCACGUGGACCUGAGUGGCUUCGGACAAGAUCCCAAUUCCUCACGUCUGCCCCAGUCAUCUCAUUAUGAUACCCCGUCGAUCGAUGCAUAUGCCGAUACCAAUAAAGUGACCAGCUACCCGCCGAUGCCGGCCACUCCACCCUCAGUCCCAAUCUCACAUUCCGAACCUUUCAUGCCUGGUCUUUCCACCGCCUCUGGCCCUUCAAUCGCAAGUGCUUCGUCUUCCGCUAUAGGCUCCCCCUACUCAGGAACUGCCCCGGCGAUUCACGAGAAUUGGGUCGACACGAAUCACGGUCUGGGGCUGCCGGCUGCGGUCAUGGGUGACCUCUUCCCGAAUGAAUACAUUGGGAACUCGCUGGACAUGGAAGGCUUCUAUUCAAAGAAGAACCCAGAUAACUAUGUUG
Aspergillus pseudonomiae is the source of this 559-nucleotide messenger RNA. RefSeq lists its product as uncharacterized. The transcript has a single exon. The record is from RefSeq and is a predicted model, not a curated record. The annotation marks the transcript as partial. Lineage: Eukaryota; Fungi; Ascomycota; Eurotiomycetes; Eurotiales; Aspergillaceae.